AUGGAGAUAGAAGACAGCCCUUUCGCGCACGCCCGCUUUGCGUUCCUAUCUAUGAUUGACACUCCCGCUACCGAAUUUGAUGCUCCGAGUGGCCAACACAAAAUCACCGAAGCGCAUGUAAACGGCAUCUGGAACGGUGUGCUUCAGGCCUACUUUCCGUUCCCCACGUUCACUGUUGCCCCAGAAUUCUGGACGACCCAGGCAGGUCGUGGUGGCUCCCGGGUCGAUUUAGUCGUCUAUCGGGUCUCAGACGGUCGACCUGUCUUCGUAUUUGAGGGCAAGCGCGAGAUGAACAUUCAAUCCGUGAAGAACUGGAAGCAGAUGGCCCGAUAUCUGAGGAGCUUGCAUAAACGGCAUGAUCAAAUCACCUACAGGAUUCUUGCUGGCGAAGACGAGUAUAUCAUUCUGCAAUAUGACGGGCGAAAUAUUACUCGUGUGGCGGAGCGCUCCCUACUCGGAGAUGGCAAUUUCCACACCAAUUCCCUGCUACAGGGCCGAAAUGAGACCAACUCGGAUGCAAUUUUGAAGGCGAUCGCCAUCAAGAUGAACAAGUAG
Molecule: messenger RNA, 555 nt
Organism: Penicillium macrosclerotiorum
Lineage: Eukaryota; Fungi; Ascomycota; Eurotiomycetes; Eurotiales; Aspergillaceae
Exons: 2
Coding region: 1-555 (184 amino acids)
Source: RefSeq, a predicted model, not a curated record